CCUCAUCACGCAGGCGAUCACCAGCGCGCCCGACCAGCGGCUCACUCUCUCGCAGAUCUACGAGUGGAUGGUCCAGAACGUAUCCUACUUCAAGGACAAGGGUGACAACAAUAGCAGCGCCGGUUGGAAGAAUUCUAUACGUCACAACUUGUCGCUGCACAGUAGGUUCAUGCGGGUACAGAACGAAGGAACCGGCAAGAGUUCCUGGUGGAUGAUCAAUCGCGACGCCAAGCCGGGUAAAUCCGCCCGUCGUAGAGCUACUACUAUGGAGAGCACCGGCAGUCUAGAGAAACGACGUGGCCGCUCGAAGAAGAUCGCUGAGGCUCUGAGGAACGGCGGAUUGCUGGCCGAGCCCACGUCCAGUCCCAGCAGCAGCGUCGGAGAAGGUUUGGACCUGUUUCCGGAUAGUCCCCUCCCACCUGCCAGCGGAUUCCAGCUUUCCUCUGACUUCCGUCCUCGCGCCUCGAGUAACGCUUCCUCCUGUGGCCGAUUGAGUCCUAUCCCAGCGGUUCUCGGGGAACCAGAUUGGACACCGACCUACGCGUCUUCUUAUAGUCCGGAUCAACAAUUAGAUACGAUCCUAGCAGGCAACCUGGCCGAUACAAUGAAACUGGAACCCUACCAAAUGUACCAGACAUCACCGCCGGCCGGUCACCAACAGCAAACGGGCCCGCCGCCACCUUACUACGAAGCGCAGUAUCAGAGGAAUAACGGCCUACGCACCUCGUCAUCCGCAUCUUAUGGCCUGCCACCUACUCCGCAAUCGGCCAAUCAACAAAGAUGUCCGAUUCAUGGUCUGCAGCCGUGCGGCUGUCAAAUGAACCUGAGUCCCGGCAUGUCACCGUCUGGCAUGUCACCGUCGUAUCAGCAGAGCGAGCCCAGUCCUACGACACUGGGCAGCAAUCAACAGCAAACGCUGCAAUACAUGAUUCAGACGCAACAGCGUCAACAGCAGCAGCAGCAGCAACAGCAGCAGCAGCAGCAGCAACAACAGCAACAGCAGCAACCGCCACAUCAGCCACAUCAGCCACAGCAUCAGCCAGCACAAACUGGACCAGCUGGUCCCAGUCCACCUAACACACCAACACCCUGCCCCGCCACAGCCAGCACCAUGAUGGGCCAGCUAAUGGGUGCGCUCAAUCAUUCCGCCCUCGAUGACCUUAACAUCAACAUCGAGGCAAUGCACGGCGGCUUCGACUGCAACGUUGAGGAAGUAAUUAGGCAUGAAUUGUCGAUGGGUGGCACGCUGGAUUUUAACUUCCAGCAGGGAGUGAUGGGCACCGUGCAAGUCAGUGACGGCAACGUCGUUGGCCAGAAUGGUGGCGUCGUUUCCCAGAACACCGGCGUCGUCAUCGGCACGACGACCGGCAACGCGCCGGGCGUCUACGUAAGCACGAAUGCGGCAACCCCCGCCGCGACCCCUUCGUGGGUUCACUAGCAGUUAACCCCCCUGCCCUCGACACCCCCGUCGUCCUUGCCGAUGCCGAUGUUGUCCGACGGAUCGCUGGAUAACUUCUGCGGGACGACCGAAGGGCAGCUCAUCGAUGUUCGACAUGCCGAGGACGAGAGGGUGAACCGACGACUUGUGAUAAGAUAUAGACAUAAUGAUGCCAGAUCACGACGAAAUACGUACUUCAAAAAUGCCAAUUUACGUUAGUGCAAUUGUGGUGCGAGGAACUAUUGCCGCGAGUGCGAUUAACGUCGGCGAGGGCUUCAUCAUCGUUUCAUCAAACGUCUUCAGCUUUUUUAAAAAUGAGCUGGUGCUCAAGAUAGGCCGGAGAUAAGCUGAUGACAAUUACGAGGUUACGAGCUCUCACGGAUUUAAGAAAAUUUUC
Molecule: messenger RNA, 1835 nt
Organism: Trachymyrmex cornetzi
Lineage: Eukaryota; Metazoa; Arthropoda; Insecta; Hymenoptera; Formicidae
Gene: foxo
Product: forkhead box, sub-group O
Exons: 8
Coding region: 68-1438 (456 amino acids)
Biological process (GO): regulation of transcription by RNA polymerase II
Cellular component (GO): nucleus
Molecular function (GO): DNA-binding transcription factor activity, RNA polymerase II-specific; RNA polymerase II cis-regulatory region sequence-specific DNA binding
Source: RefSeq, a predicted model, not a curated record